GACCCGGAAACAAACUCAGUCGUUCUUAUGUGUCGGGAUGGAAAUGUUAAUUAUUUCAAUCCGUACCUUCUUGUCUUUUGCAGGCACAAUCAUGACAUUAAAUGUAUAUUGUCGGGCAAAGGUGCAAAGGCCGCUAUGUUCUACAUUUCUGAUUAUAUUAUGAAGAUGGACUUGAAGACGUAUGAGGUGUUAUCACUGCUCUCCCGCGCUGUU
Messenger RNA from Suillus clintonianus, 213 nucleotides. RefSeq lists its product as uncharacterized. Lineage: Eukaryota; Fungi; Basidiomycota; Agaricomycetes; Boletales; Suillaceae. The record is from RefSeq and is a predicted model, not a curated record. The transcript has a single exon. The annotation marks the transcript as partial.